Messenger RNA from Labrus mixtus (cuckoo wrasse), 2753 nucleotides. RefSeq names its product nyctalopin (gene nyx). Lineage: Eukaryota; Metazoa; Chordata; Actinopteri; Labriformes; Labridae. The record is from RefSeq and is a predicted model, not a curated record. The transcript has 5 exons. Gene Ontology annotation, cellular component: plasma membrane. Bases 161 to 1597 code for a protein of 478 amino acids. Gene Ontology annotation, molecular function: protein binding.
AGGCAGCAGCAGCUGGCUCGGUUGGAGGUGCAGACUUGACGGGAUGGAGAACAUGGACACAUGUUUGGAGUGUGACUUUUAACACACAUGGAUGCAACCGUCCAGAAACAUCUACAGACCUCCGUUAAUCCUGGCAUGUCCCAGAUGAGAGACUACAGUAAUGACUGUCAUCACUUUCACUGUCUCUGUGCUGUGCCUGCUGCCUCAGGCGGUGCUGGCACGGUGGGCGUGUGUUCGGGCGUGUCCGGCGUCCUGCUCCUGCACGCAGGAGAAGAGCUGCAGCGUGCUGUGCGACCGCUCCGCCCUGGCUGAGCUGCCUAAAGAGUUUCCAUGUGAGGCCUCAGCCAUCAACCUGGACAAGAACAGUCUCAAGUUCCUGUCGGAGAGAGCGUUCGGCACGCUGCCCUCCCUCAAGUCUCUGUCUCUGGACCACAACAACAUCUCCUUCAUCACGCCGGGAGCUUUCAAGGGCCUCUCCAACCUGGUGGACCUGAAAAUGGCGCACAACGAGUACAUCAGUUACCUUCACACGCGGACGUUCACAGGAUUAAAGAAGCUGGUGCGUCUGGAUGUAUCGGACUGUAACCUCUUUAACAUCCCUGACCGUAUCUUCAUCGAGCAGCCGGCGCUGAAGGAGCUUCUCUGCUUCCAGAACAACUUCAGGAGGAUCCCCGGAGCCAUCAGAGGCAUGGAGAACCUGACCCACAUCUACCUGGAGAGGAACAAGAUCGAGGCGGUGGCCUACAACUCCCUGCUGGGCCUAGGGAGUCUCAAGUACCUGAACCUCCAGGAGAACCGGAUCAACGUGAUCCAUGACCGGUCCUUCCAGGACAUGGUGCGGCUGGAGAACUUCUACCUCAACGAUAACCUGCUGACCGAUCUGCCCCGGCUCGCCUUCAAGGGUCUCAGCCGCCUCAAGAUGCUCAACCUCGGGGGGAACCAGCUGAUCAACGUGUCUAAGACUUGGUUCAGUGACCUGGUGGAGCUGGAGGUCCUGUAUCUGGACAGGAAUCAGGUUAUCUACAUCGAGGAGGGAACCUUUGAGAACAUGACGAGUCUGAUCACGCUGCACCUGAACAGCAACAACCUCACCACGCUCCCCUUCCCCGUCUUCCAGCCCAUCUACUUCCUGGGUCGCCUCUACCUGUUCAGGAACCCGUGGGAGUGCGACUGCUCCCUGGAGUGGCUGAAGGAGUGGAUGGAGAGCUACAAGCUGGUGCGGGACAUCCCCUGCGCCUCGCCCUCCUCCGUGGCGGGGCUGGAUCUCGGCGCGGUGGUCUUUGCCAAGGUGAACGGCACCUGUGUGGACCCUGCAGAGCUGAACCUGACCACGGUGUCCUCAGAGGUCGUCUCCACCACAGAGAACCGCUUCAACAGCCUCAUCUCCAAACUGCUGCAGCAGGAGCUCAAAGAGGAGAUGGGGAACGGCACAGAGAGCCUCCGUAAUGGCACGCUGCUGGAGUCCGAGGACGGCCAGCUCUCCGCAGGAGGUCAGCGGGACCGGGGGAGCAGAUCUCUCCUCUGCUUCUUUGUGCUGUGGCUGAUCUUUGGCUUCACUGACCAAUCAGAGGGCUAUUUCUGCUUGUCCUGCACAUGAGAGCUGUUGAAUGAGUUUGUCACUUUGCUCACUGAAGGAGUAGCUUUUCAAAGUUUGUGGUGAGAAAAGAGAUUUCAGAAGAAUCCUCUUCAGUGUGGUUACUGCUCUGCCAAACGGGUUUUUCAGCUUUCCUUUUUGGUGACAUGCAAAGUGGAUAUUUUCAGCUUUACUCAGAAUAAAGACUGACGUUGACAAGUCUCCUUAUAUACAAUAAUCUAUGAUAUUUAUAGGUGAACUACUCGCAUUAGAGAAACCUCAGCAACGAGUCAGUUUCGUGUUUUAUGCAGAGAUCAGGGACGAUGACGCUGCACGGCUGCAGGAUUCAUCUCUACAGUAAAUAAGAUGGGUGUUGAUGAUUUCAAAGUGUGGAUUACUGUUAUAAAAGUGAAUAUGUGACCCUCCACCUUUUGUUGCACAACACUCCAUUUUAAUUAAUAUUAUGUAACAUUCAUAGCAUUACGUCGUCUGUAUUUAUUUAUCUUUUGAGUUGUCGUUCACAUGGAUGUGUAAUGUGAACGCAGAUGAGAGCUCCUGUGGUUUCUCUCCUAAACAGAUGUCCUCUCUGCUCUUCAUUCAGCUCUAAAUGUAGGUUCUGCAGCUUUUCCCAUCAAUGCAUUAAUCUUCUUACUGCAUUCAGCCUGUGCAUGCUGCAGCAUAAUGGAGGGUACUCUCCCGUGGCUCUGCCGCUCCUACGCAUGGAUGUUUCCCCUCUUAUGGACAUGACCUCGCUGUGUACCGGGGGUGUGCUGCUGGGUGUCACCGCCAUAUGUCAGGCUGAACAUGAUGGGGGAGGGAAAAGUGUCUAAGCAUGUUUCUUGGGGAUGAGAAAUGCUGUCAGGUAAGUGUCAUUGAAAAUGAAUGAGCUUUUCUGCAGAGUUUAUAUGAUAUAGAAAUAUGAGAAGUUAAAGAUACCCCGCUCUAACUCCAGCCACUGCUUUCAUUUUACCUUUCUGAAUGUACCUAAUUUGAUCUCUUCGGUCGUGUGAUUACACCUUUAUGAUAUAUUUUUCUACAUAAUAAUAAAGAGAGUUGCUGUUGAACUUUUUCCUUUUGCCGUCUGAGUGACUGGUUUCACCCUGCAGCCGACGAGCCGACCAGUUUGAGCGGUUGAACACCAGUUAAUCUGCCCACUGGCCUACUGAUGGCCCUUUAAUGU